AUGCUGCACCUGAAAGUCCAGUUUCUGGAUGACUCCCAGAAGAUCUUUGUAGUUGAUCAAAAAUCCUGUGGAAAAGGGCUGUUCAACCUCACCUGCAGCCACCUCAACCUUGCAGAGAAGGAGUACUUUGGGCUGGAGUUUCGCAGCCAGGCUGGGAAUCAGGUCUGGUUGGAACCACUAAAACCCAUAACAAAGCAAGUCAAAAAUCCUAAGGAGGUUCUUUUCAAAUUUAUGGUGAAAUUUUUCCCAGUGGACCCCGGACAUCUGAGAGAAGAGCUAACCAGGUACCUCUUCACUCUCCAGAUCAAGAAGGACCUGGCACACGGACGACUGCCCUGCAGUGACAAGAGUGCAGCACUGCUCGUCUCCCACCUGCUGCAGUCUGAGCUGGGUGACUUCCACGAGAAGACAGACCAGCAGCACCUGGCAACACACAGGUACCUGCCCAACCAGGAGUACCUGGACAACAAGAUCAUGCACUACCACCGGAGACACAGUGGGAAGACACCAGCUGAGUCAGAUGUUCAGCUGCUGGAUGUGGCCAGGAAGCUGGAGAUGUAUGGGAUUCGCCCACACCCUGCCAGCGACGGCGAGGGGACACAGAUCAACCUGGCUGUGACACACAUGGGGGUGCUGGUCCUGCGGGGCAAUACAAAGAUCAACACUUUCAACUGGUCCAAAAUUCGCAAACUGAGUUUCAAGAGGAAGCAUUUUCUCAUCAAGCUCCAUGCAAACAUCUCUGCACUGUGCAAGGACACACUGGAGUUCACCAUGGCAAGCCGGGACACCUGCAAGGCUUUCUGGAAGACGUGUGUGGAGUACCAUGCCUUCUUCAGGCUCUCUGAAGAGCCCAAGUCAAAGCCCAAAGCCCUUCUGUGCAGCAAGGGCUCCAGCUUCCGCUACAGUGGGAGGACACAGCGGCAGCUGCUGGAGCAUGGGAGGAAGGCAAAGAUGAAGAGCCUGCCCUUUGAGAGGAAACACUACACAUCCCGUUACGAUGAGAGGCAGUGCCGCUCCUCCCCAGACCUCCUGACUGAUGUCUCUAAGCAGGUGGAGGAGCUGCGCCUGGCCUACGGCAGCAGGGGCUCCUACUAUGCCAAUGGGGUUCAUGGCUCCGAGCCCACGCUGGACACGCGGCGCCGCAGCUCCACCAUGGAGGUGACGUUUGCUGCUGAGCUGGAGCGCUCCAAGCCUGAAGCAUCUCCCACCUUCCUGCCCCACUCCAAAAGCUCCUCUGCCUUCCCCCUGCUCUAUGCUGAGCUGGAGAUGGAGCGGGCAUGGGAGCCCAUGGAUCUCUUCAGUGCCAGGAACCCCCUGACAUCCUUCCGGCCCCACCACCAGUUUGCUGGGAAUAGUAAGAGCACCUCGGUGGGCAACAUGCGGGAGGUGAGCGCCCGACCACUGGUGUACACGGACGUGCCAUGUCCCCUGCCCAUGGCUGCUCCUGCCCCGCAGCUCCUCUUCUACCUGGACAGGGCCCCACAGCCCUCAGGCCUUGCAGCAGCACCCAGCGAGGACACGGCAGGUGCAUGUGGCCCCACGGCAGCAAAGCCUGCCAGGCAGAGUCCCAGUGGGACUCAGGCUGGGGAGUUCCAGCACGAGGCUGUGUGCGUGGCAGCAGGCACAGGAGUGGCCCCGGCGGGGGAGAACAGGUCACUGACUUGCUCCUUCGACUUCGGCCUUCAGGAGCAGCCUCCCAAGAGAUCUUGGAGCCAGUCAGACAUGAAAACCAUUCGCUUCCCCUACAGCUCUGAGUUCAGACCCCUGGGGCCGUGCCCUGCGCUGAGCAGCAGGAAAGCAGGUGUGUUUUGGCACAGACCAGCCCAGCAAGGGCUGGCACAGGGGCCACGUCGCUCCACCGAGCGCUACCUGGGCAGCAGCACCGAGUCCAGUGACUCUGACUCAGACCUCCUGGCCACUGACUACUGCUCCCUGUACGGGAGGGUGCUGCGGUCACCCAUGGCCCGGGUGCGGCUCUCCUCCGGCAGCCUCCAGCUGGAUGAAGAGGAUGAGGAGGUGUCCUUAGCCACCAGUGCUGCUGAACAGAGGAUUUCCUCCAAGUAUUUCACUUAG
Messenger RNA from Acanthisitta chloris (rifleman), 2073 nucleotides. It is a transcript of the gene FRMD7, whose product is annotated as FERM domain containing 7. The record is from RefSeq and is a predicted model, not a curated record. The coding region runs from base 1 to 2073 and encodes 690 amino acids. Lineage: Eukaryota; Metazoa; Chordata; Aves; Passeriformes; Acanthisittidae. The transcript has 12 exons. Gene Ontology annotation, molecular function: cytoskeletal protein binding; guanyl-nucleotide exchange factor activity. Gene Ontology annotation, cellular component: cytoskeleton.